GCCCGCGCCCUCUGCCGGCACCGCCGCAACGGCGCGGCCGGGGAGAGGGGACCUGGCCGCGAGCCCCGUGCGCUCCCUCCGUGAGGGGAACGGGGAACGGGGAACGAGCCCCGUGAGCUCCCUCCGUGAGGGGAACUGGCAGCGAGCCCCGUGCGCUCCCUCCGUGAGGGUAACUGGGAAUAAGCCCAUUCUGCCCCUCCGUGAGGGGAACGGGGAACGAGCCCCGUGCGCUCCCUCCGUGAGGGGAACGGGGAACGAGCCCCGUGCGCUCCCUCCGUGAGGGGAACGGGGAACGGGCAAUGAGCCCCGUGCGCUCCCUCCGUGAGGGGAACUGGGAAUAAGCCCAUUCUGCCCCUCCGUGAGGGGAACUGGGAAUAAGCCCAUUCUGCCCCUCCGUGAGGGGAACUGGGAAUAAGCCCAUUCUGCCCCUCCGUGAGGGGAACGGGGAACGAGCCCCGUGCGCUCCCUCCGUGAGGGGAACCGGGAAUAAGCCCCUUCUGCCCCUCCGUGAGGGGAACCGGGAACGAGCCCUGUCCGCCCUCUCCGUGAGGGAAACCGGGAUAGAAUGAGCCUCGUCCGACCCUCCGUGAGGGGAACCGGGGCGGGACUGUCGCAAUUGUGGAAUAUGUCAAGAUUCUCUUAAAGUCAGGAUGUUUUUUGGUGUACGCUCUUUAUGUACUUUUAAGCCUGAUCAGCAAGGGAGGAGACCUAAUGAGUGCAACGGGCAGCAGGAGCAUCCCUUAGUCAAGGACAUCUGGGAAUUAACAAGAUUUAAAGAUGUAGUAAAUCAAGAUGGUGAUGGAUGUCUAUGAAUACAUGGCUAACUUGGCAAAAGACUUAAGGUCUGUGUAUCCUAGAGCUGAACUAUCUUCGUUAUAAUAUUAAAAUCACACUUAUAGGUCAAAAAGACCCUGCCCAGGUGCAGACCCGUCCUUUGAGAAUGUGGAGAAGUGCACUGGGGUUACGUAAUUUGUACGGAAAUUACUAAAUAAUCCUAAUAAUAGAGGGGCUGUACUUGGAAAGGGACUAACUCUGAACUUAUGUGUGUAAAUAAUUUAUGGAUACUACCUCCAGUACAAACUACCAUUAGCAGCACACAAUGUGCACGAAGGGAAACACCGGCACAGGCUGCCCGGGGCACUGGUGGAGUCACCAUCCCUGGAAGUGUCCAUAAAACUUGGCUGUGGCACUUGGGGACAUGGGUUAGUGGUAACCUUGGCAGUGCUGGGUUAGUGGUUGGACUCUGAUCUUAGAGGGCUUUUCCAACCUUAAUUAUUCUGUGAAGAAUGAGAAGGAGAAGAAGGAGUGGUUACCAAAUCUCCAGCAUUCGGUGUUAAUUCUCAAAGAAGGAAAAUACUACUAACACUUUUCAGUUAAUUUGCAGUAUCUGAAGGCAUGAAAAAGCAGGAUACAAGAAUACCUGCUGCUCAAAGGCACUAAUGAGCAGCUAUUAGUUGUUUUGCUAAAUGCUGUAACCCGAGUCUUUGUGGUGCUCACAGGAGACAGCCUGUGGAAGUUGGUUACCUGAUCCUCUGCUGUACCUGAACCUCAUUGUUGCAGCUUUUAAUAACCGAAUAUCCAGACGACCCGUAAAGGUGCCUUUGAGGAAAGAAGGAUGGGAAAAAAGUCGCUAUUCCCAGCUCGAAAUGGGCAAUAAGCAAACCAUUUUCACUCAAGAGCAGCUGGAUGCAUAUCAGGACUGCACAUUUUUCACAAGGAAAGAAAUCCUGAGGCUGUUUUACAGGUACCGAGAUCUGGCCCCUCAGCUCGUUCCCCUCGACUACACAGACAAACCAGCUGUGACACUGCCCUACGAGCUCAUUGCCAGCAUGCCAGAGCUCAAGGACAACCCGUUCCGGCAGCGGAUUGCAGAGGUGUUCUCGGAGCACGGGGACGGCAACAUGACUUUGGAUAAUUUUCUGGACAUGUUUUCAGUGCUAAGUGAAAUGGCUCCCAGAGACUUGAAAGCUUAUUAUGCUUUUAAAAUUUAUGAUUUUAACAACGAUGAUUACAUAUGCAAAUCAGACCUAGAGAAAACUGUUAACAAAUUAACCCGAAAUGAGCUGACCCCAGAAGAAGUCAGCCUUGUUUGUGAGAAGGUGAUUUACGAGGCUGAUGUGGACAAUGAUGGCAAACUGUCCUUGGAAGACUUUCAGCACAUGAUCAUACGAGCCCCAGAUUUCCUCAGCACAUUUCACAUCAGGAUCUGAAUCCAGUGAAACAUGGAUGGAAGCACUUCUGGAACCUUAAAAAACUAUCACUUCAUCCAAGAUUACCAACCAUAAGAGCACAAAAUGAGAGGGGCAAAGAGGACAACUUGUGGUAACUGAACCAGUCAGAAAACUCUUCUUGUUUACCUCUCUUAAAGGAUCAAUUAAUUAAGUUCUGCAUCAAGAUUUCCCUGGAAUUUAACAAAAUGUCUAUUCCCCCCUCAGCUGGAGCAAACCUGGCCUGGACAGUGAGAUGGGAAGUAUUCUUUUAAAGUUCAGAUACCACCAGGUAGAAAAGGAGCUUGUAUAGCUUCGAAAAAUUCCCAAGAAAAUGCCUUAACCAGGAAAAAACCCACUUGAGAAUAGUUUCCAAAACACUGUGAUUAAUCAAAACUGUGUAAGCAACUCUUCUGAUCAUUUAGAGUCUUAAUAAAUGCUCCAAUUAAUCAA
Messenger RNA from Pseudopipra pipra, 2660 nucleotides. It is a transcript of the gene CIB3, whose product is annotated as calcium and integrin binding family member 3. Lineage: Eukaryota; Metazoa; Chordata; Aves; Passeriformes; Pipridae. The transcript has 7 exons. Gene Ontology annotation, biological process: calcium ion homeostasis. Bases 1647 to 2210 code for a protein of 187 amino acids. Gene Ontology annotation, molecular function: magnesium ion binding; calcium ion binding. The record is from RefSeq and is a predicted model, not a curated record.